UCACGGGGGGCGGAUCCGACCGACUACCACGGCCCGCUAGGACAAGUGCUGAGCAGGGACCGAAUCCAGCCCCCGGGGGGGGGGGGGGUGAUCUGAUCGCCGGGCAGAGUAGGAAAGGCCCGGCUCGCCCUGGGUGCCCUUCCACCACGAUGGGCGUGCAACCCCCCAACUUCUCCUGGGUGCUUCCGGGACGGCUGGCCGGGCUGGCGUUGCCGCGGCUGCCCGCGCACUACCAGUUCCUACUGGACCUGGGCGUGCGGCACUUGGUGUCCCUGACCGAGCGCGGGCCCCCUCACAGUGACAGCUGUCCCGGCCUCACGCUACAUCGAAUGCGCAUCCCUGACUUUUGCCCGCCGUCCCCGGAACAGAUCGACCAAUUUGUGAAGAUCGUGGACGAGGCCAGUGCCAGGGGAGAGGCUGUUGGCGUGCACUGUGCCCUAGGCUUUGGCCGCACUGGCACCAUGCUGGCCUGCUACCUGGUGAAGGAGCGGGGUUUGGCUGCUGGAGAUGCCAUCGCUGAGAUCCGGCGCCUGCGACCCGGAUCCAUUGAGACAUAUGAACAAGAGAAGGCCGUCUUCCAGUUCUACCAGCGAACAAAAUGAGGGAUUCAGCAUCCCUCCUUUCCCCUCCGGGACCUCUGCUGCCAGAGAGGAAGGGACUAAAGUACUCUCUUUCAGCUCCCUCUGGCUCCUAUUGGACAAAAGUAGUCCUUCCCCAACCUGGCCGGCAAGGUGGCUGAGGCCCCUUGAAAAUGACGUAAUAACGAAUAGGAACUCAUUACCACUGCAUAGCAUGUACGCAGCAUGCCCAAUACAUCAGCUUCCUGUAGCCCUGGGUUGAUGAAAAGACACACACACACACACACACACACACACACACACACCACUUCUGUUCUUUGGAUGAGGUGGCUAGAGUUCAGAAAGGCCUCCAGUCACAGUUCCAGGAAACAGAAGGAUGGACCGGGACUUCAGCACACACCUUGGAGAUGAUGGGAUUCUAGGUGCCAUCCCCUGACCAUAUGUGAUAGAGGAGAACUGGUCAGUGAAAGAGAUCCCUGUCUCUGGCCAAUCGGCCUCCAAGUAGCCCCAGCUAUGCUCCCAAACGGUGGGUGCACCGUUGAUAUCGCCCCUUAUUUAGGGUCGUCUGUCCUACCUGAGCCAUCUUUGUUCCCCUCAGGGUACAGAAGACUUGCAUAUUGUGCUCAUAGAUGAGGUCUCUGUCUGUCUCCUGUCUUGUCUGUUUCUCUAUCCCCCUCCCUCUCCCUCUCCCUUCCUGGUCCCCCUCCCCCGCCCGGACUCUUUCUCCCUCCCCGUCCCCCCACCUCUCUCUCCAAGGCUGGCCAGCUCUUACCAGCCUCAGAUGGACCCAACCCCUAUGUCAUCCCCAGCCCCAGACCAACGAAUGCUGAAACUGCAUCUUGGUGGUUACAGAGUGGAUAUGAAGUGAUCAAAUAAAUAGCUCUGGGACUAUGAAUCUUG
Molecule: messenger RNA, 1478 nt
Organism: Mastomys coucha (southern multimammate mouse)
Lineage: Eukaryota; Metazoa; Chordata; Mammalia; Rodentia; Muridae
Gene: Dusp23
Product: dual specificity phosphatase 23
Exons: 2
Coding region: 150-602 (150 amino acids)
Biological process (GO): protein dephosphorylation; cilium assembly
Molecular function (GO): protein tyrosine/serine/threonine phosphatase activity
Source: RefSeq, a predicted model, not a curated record